This is a messenger RNA of Lithohypha guttulata, 798 nucleotides long. RefSeq lists its product as uncharacterized. The transcript has 3 exons. Bases 1 to 798 code for a protein of 265 amino acids. The record is from RefSeq and is a predicted model, not a curated record. NCBI's taxonomy places the organism in Eukaryota, Fungi, Ascomycota, Eurotiomycetes, Chaetothyriales, Trichomeriaceae.
AUGUCUGUCGACGUAUCGGCACCUCUGUCUUUCCUUACCCUCCCAGAAGAGAUCCUCCUGCAGAUCUUCCGAAAACACUAUGCAUCGACCCUGCAGCAACACAGGAUCGCCAAGCGCAAGAAGGCGGCCAAGGCCAAUAAGCCGGUCUACGUUCGACCAUUCACCCAAGAAUGCCUUGAUGCUCUCCUGAUCAGUAAGGUCACGUGCCCGGCAGCAAGGGAAGCCUUCCUACAACAGGCCAAUUUCCGUUUCAAGAUGAUGGAGGGUGGCGACGUCCCAGGAGUCCUCCAUGCCCUUGAAACAAAUCAGACCAUUCGAACAAUGUCAGGCGACCUCAAUACAAGCCGCGCUUUAUGUGUCCAUAGAAAGUACUUCGGACGACAUGGACGCAUCAAUCUCAAGCGGUUCCUCGUCGAAGAACACGGAACUGCCCGUAUUGACUUGAAUCAAAUCGGACGAAUCAAACAUUUCCUGUGGAGAAUCGAUAUGGAUAGACCAGUAUUCAAGGCCAUGGGCAUUGAGUACACCGGAUGUUUCAGACUGAGAAGCUCGACCAUGGACCUCGCCUGCAUCAACAGGCCAGGCUACGACCCGAGUUUCGAGACGUACUCCGGACCAUAUGCAACCCUGACUAACCAUGAGUCGUGGAACUGCACUUUGGAGAUUACUUUGCACCCUGAUGGCACGCUCACUGCUUCGAGCCAUUUUUGUUGGGAGGCGGUGUUGAAGAAAUUCGAGGAUCGGAUAUUUGUGGAGGAAGAGCCGGUUCGCAUUAUUGAAGACGUUUCCGAGGAGUAG